Molecule: messenger RNA, 8644 nt
Organism: Passer montanus (Eurasian tree sparrow)
Lineage: Eukaryota; Metazoa; Chordata; Aves; Passeriformes; Passeridae
Gene: FTO
Product: FTO alpha-ketoglutarate dependent dioxygenase
Exons: 9
Coding region: 84-1625 (513 amino acids)
Biological process (GO): regulation of multicellular organism growth; RNA repair; DNA alkylation repair
Molecular function (GO): broad specificity oxidative DNA demethylase activity; mRNA N6-methyladenosine dioxygenase activity; ferrous iron binding
Source: RefSeq, a predicted model, not a curated record
UGCGGUCCGGCCGCUGCCGGCGAAGCUGCGCGGGGCUCCUGCGGUGCGCUGUUCCGCUCCGUGCGGACGGCUAAGGCGGCACCAUGAAGAGGCGAGCAGGGGAGCGGGAGAAAGAACUGAAGAAGAAAAAACUUCUUGAAGAACUUGGGGAGAAUAGACUUCCAUACCUGACACCAGCUGAUGCCGAUUUCCACCAGCUGUGGAAGACCAAGUAUUCCAAGCUGAUUUUCAGGAAAUCCGAUACUGUCCCUGAAGAGCUCCAUCAAAUGGUACAAGAAAGCUUUCUGGCCUUGCGAGAACACAACUGUUUCUUUCAAGAUCUUGUAAGGAUCAAAGGAAAAGACUUUCUUACUCCAGUGUCUCGUAUAUUAAUUGGAAACCCAGGAUGCACUUAUAAGUACUUGAACACAAGAUUAUUUACAGUUCCUUGGCCUACAGAAAGUUAUGAUGUAAAAUAUUGCAGUCCUCAAAUACAUGAUGCUUGUAAAGCAUUAAUGAGACUUAAUGACUACUUGCAUAUUGAAACAGUCAAGGCAUUACAAGGACAAAAUUUGUUUGAAAACAAAGAAAUUAACGAUACUACUGUAAUAGAAAGGAAGCAAAGUUUUGCUACUUCUCUUACAGAGCAAGUGUCUGUUUCAAAAGAUCAAAGCAGUGUUUGUGUACCUGAGGAUGACAGAAGUCUAAAGAACAGAACAUCAUAUAAUUUGACUUUAUUAAAUUAUAUGGAUCCACUGGAAAUGCUGUACUUGAAACAAGAACCUUACUUUGGAAUGGGGAACAUGGCAGUGAGCUGGCACCAUGACGAGAACCUGGUGGAGAGGUCAGCAGUGGCUGUGUACAGUUACAGCUGUGAAGAUUCAUCUGUACAAGAAAGCAGCGAACAGGAACUGGAGGGAAGAGACCCAGCUGUUUGGCACGUGGGCUUGAAGGUGGCAUGGGACAUAGAAACACCUGGCUGGGCAGUGCCACUUCACCAAGGAGACAUCUACUUGAUGCUUGAUGACCUCAAUAUGACCCAUCAGCACUGUGUUCUGGCUGGUUUGUCACCUCGCUUCAGCUCCACUCACAGGGUGGCAGAUUGUUCAAGAGGAACAUUGGAAUACAUAUUUGGGCAGUGUGAACUGGCACUCCAGAAUUUACAGACUGAUCCUGAUUCAAUGGCUUUGUCUUUGAAAUCACUGGAAGCUGCAGUGGUGAAGCAAGUAGAAGAAAUACAUAAUGAGGUUGAAUUUGAGUGGCUUAGGCAGUUUUGGUUCCAAGGCAAGAGGUAUUUGAAGUUCACUGAUUGGUGGCUUAAGCCUAUGGCUAAAUUGGAAGAAUUUUGGAGAAAACUGGAGAUUAUGACAAGUCUGGUCCUCUCUGAGGUUAGAAAAGAGCAACAAAUUGAGGAACAAAGGAAUGAGACCAUCAGCUGCUUCCUGCUCCUUCUUAAGGAGAGACAAAAGCUGCGUAAAGAAUGGACAGCAAGGUGCCAGUCAGACGCAGCAGAGAGCUUGCCAGAAGACCAGAAACCAGAAUGCCAUCCCUUCUGGACAGAUGAUGAUGAAUGUAAUAUGCCUCUGCCAUAUGAUCUAGAAGAAGUAAUUGCUUAUCUACAAAAUCUUGUUCAAUGGAUAGAAUAACAAGUUACCUUCCAGUCUAGAAUUAUUGGUGCUGGUCAUCUGGGGAGAAGCUUUGUCGUUAUCAUAAAUCUUUUAAGCUUUAUGAUUUCUUGAUUGUAUGUUAUGUGUAAAUGCAGAUUUUACCAGUCUUUACACAGUAGCUUAGUCACUGUCUCACAAUAAAGAGUACCAGCCCCCAAAUUUAGAGAAGAGUGUGUUUUUUAACACCCGAAGUCCAGAACACCAGCCUUAGUUCCCUCCUCCUCCGCUCUAAUUCCCAUUGACCCUACAGCCCAGGGAUAUCUGUGUUUCAAAGAAUCACAGGUUGGGGCAGGUUGGAAGGACCACAGUGGAAUCACCUUGUCCAACCUCCCUGCUCAAGCAGAAUUGCCCAGGGCACAGGGCUGUGUCCAGACAGUUCUGGAGUGUCCCCAGUGAGGAGACUCCGCAGGCUCUGGCCGGGCUGUUCCGUGCUCGGGCCCUGCACAGCCAAGAACUCCUUGCUCGUGUCCAGGUGCAGCUUCCUGGGCAUCAUUCCUGCCCCUUCCUCCUGUCCCAUUGCUGCAAACAAGGGGCAGAGCCUGUUCCAUCCUCUGACACCUCCUGCAGAUACUGAGACAUGAGUAAUGUCCCCUCUCAGCCAUCUCUUCUUGAGGCUGAGCAGUCCCAACUCUGCAGUGUUUUGACACAUUCCCUUGGUAUCCAAAUUUCAGUUUCCAUGAGUGCCUAGAGCUGUCUCUGGUCUGGCAGGUUUGAGCAGCCCAAGGUGUAGCUCACACCUGUGCCAAAGCAGACUGCAUGAUCUGGGCAUCCUAAUGAGAGGCCAGCUUGGGGUGAGCCUGCUGGAGAUCUUCAGAACAGAGCUGUGGAUUCUCAAUCCAGUAACACAAAGGGGCAGGAGAUGCUGGAGCUACUCCUUUGUGCAGUGGCUCCUUCUCAGAGCUUUUUUUCAGGUGAGGAAUUCUGUAGGAGCAUUCUAACACAGAUCCCAAUACUUUCUUACUGUUUUGCCUCAUGGCAACAGAGUACUACUAAGAGAGAUUUCUGAUGUGAAUCUCUACUUCCUGGGCUCCCUGGAAUUCAGAAUUCAGUUCCUAAUCAUUGCUUUGUUUCUGCAUGUUAUGAAUCCUAUUUUGAGGUCAGGUUUCCCAGUGCAUUGCCUAAAGAGGUGAGGGACCUAAGUAGGACCUUCCAUUUGAGUUGUUUGGUCCCCUGAGAAACUAGAUUUAGAUUGCGUGAUAUUGGGUAUUUCAGCAUCAAGUGAGAUCUAUGAGCAUAAACCCAAAAACUAUGAGAAAUUAAGCGGUUUGUGAUGUUUUGUAGUAACUUGCUGUAAAAAGAACAAUUAUGUGUAGGAUGAUACAGGGUGCUCCUGAAUGAGAUAGAGUAUUUUGUUUUGGUAAAUUGCUAUUUUAUCUGAAUUGGUUGGACUGGCGUCCAACUUUGUCACAAAAAGCAGAAAAUCAUUAUGGUGAAAAAACACUCAGGCUGUAUUACCAAAGAAGCCAGUAAGGUUCAGAAUUUGACAUUGCCACCAAGAAAUGAAUAUGCCUCCUGUGUUAAUGUGGUGUUUAAAGUCUCUGCUGAGGCUGAGCUCACCCAGAACACACCAGCUUCUGUACUGGCAAAGAGCUGUGUGUGUGGAUGAGGCUUCUACUUCUGAAAAUUGUGCUUUUGACAGUAUAACAUAUGCCAGACCUCCCUGGAGCUAAGGAAGCUGUGCCAGUAAAAAUUCAGUUUUAGUGGUAUAAGGCUGUGUCCACACCUACCAGCUUUUGCCAGGACAAUUAUAUCAAGUAGAGGUUGUACCUCAUAAGACUUUAGGUCAAGCUGUGCCAGCAAAAGUAUAAAUACCUGAAUCAAGUGUUUCCAUCGUAGUCCUGGGCUUCUGUGAAAACUUUUAGUUAUCCUGUGGAAUGUAAAGAGUCUCUGAAGAAUAAGUUAUUACUUAAACCAGCAUUGAUAAUAUUACCAUGAUCCACACAUCUCUCUGUUGUCUCUUGUGCCAUAGAUUUCAUAACAUUUGGAAAUACUGCUAUGGGCAUAGCUUUCUCUUCCCUGCACUAGUUCAAGCUGGCUUUACCAGUGGCAUAUUUGGAUUAGUGCCACACUAAACACUGUUUACUUUGGAGAUCGCUUAGAGAAAAGCUAGCUGAAGAUGUGGGAAUUCUGCUUUUGAAAAGGCAGUUCUCAGAAACAGAUAUUGCUUUGGAAAUGAGCAGUAUGAAUUCAGACAAGCUAGUGAUGUAACAGUGUUAACACAGUGUUUAGGGGGACUGUUUGUUUAUGCUGUUAUGUUAUGAUUACUUUGUGUAUAAUUAAGCACUGCUAAAAUCCAUGGGGAUCACAGUAUUGAAAGGAAUCUGACCACCACAAAGGGUGGAGGAGGCACAUCAAUGGUGUACUUUGUAGCUGAAGUGGAGGCAAAGCUAUUAAAAAAUGAUUGGCAAAUAAUUAUUUCCAGCAGCAGUAAAAAUAAAACCAAACCGAAACAAUCCCAAACCUAUUAGGAGACUGCUGGCAGUAAUAACAGAAUUUUUAGAAUACAUGUUCCCACGUCUUGCCUAUGUUGGAAGAUUUAAGGUAGUGAAUUAGCUGAACUAGCACUAGUCUCAGUGCAGUCAGAUAGCACUUAUCCAAGCCAUGGUUAGCAAUGAUAUGGACAAAUGAACACCCUUGGAAUAAGACUGCCAAAAUACCAAUAAUCAAGUGGUUUAGGGCUCUCUCUUGCAUUCCAGUCUUGCAUCAUCUAAAUCAGUAUAACCUGAUUGUGCUCAGUUGAAAUGCAGAAGUAUGAGAAGAUUUCAUAUCUCCAAAGCCCACAGGAGUUGAUAGCAAUAACAUGAGUAAGAUGGUGGAACUAUUUGAAGCACACAGUAAUGCCAAAGGGUACCCCAACAGGAGAACACAGUUAAAGGUAAAUAUAUAUAAAAAAACCUGAGAGAUCAAGUAUAAAUUAUUGCUGUGCUUAGAUUAUGUGUUAGAAGCUGACAAUCUAGUUUGAAGAUUUCUAUUUUUUAUUCAAGUAGUUACAAUUUAGCUUGUUUCAAUGAUUCUUUAGCUAUCCAUUUAUAUUCCAGCAUUAGAUAACCCAUUUCCUUUUUGAAAGAGCUGGAAGACACAGCCUCUAAUUAAUGUUCUGUGUAUGGCAAUUGUUUGCUAAGCCUGGAUGCUUUAGAAGCAUGAGGACCAAGGUCAGGUUUUUUCAAGGAAGAGGUGAGAGCAUAAAUUAACUUCUGACAUUAAAUUCAGUGGUUCUUUUAAAAUGGUGAAGUUCACGAUUUUGCUUACAUUUACUUUUCAUCAGCCAGGACUGAAUUGAGGUAAAAUAGUUCACUUGCAAGUGUGUGUCAGGCUAAAUGGAUUGCAGAAGAUACAGAUCUGUUUGCCUGUCUGCACUUGCCUUUAGACAAUAUUCAUCAAUUUUACAAAAGCUACUGACUAAACAUGGAACCAGUACAAAUGAAAUGCUCAAGGCAAGGGCUUUCUUUUAUAAAUCUGAUACAGAGUUGGUUUUACACUGAUAGAGAGAAAAUGUUGGCAGAAAAUGAAAAACUUCUAUUGUUUCUGUAAUUUGGGGGAUGAAAGAUACAGACUGUUUUUAAGUAUUUGAUAGAAAACUGCUGUGUUAUGCAAUGUAAUUAGAGAUGUUUUUAUAAUACUUUGUUCAUAUCUGUGUAUAUAAAAAAAUUUUAUCCCAUAGGUCCUUUCUUCUGUUGAAAAGGUUAUGUAAAUAAAUAAAAUUAAUCUUAAUACAGUGGAUUUUAAAGGCAUAAUACUUAUGUUCUAAGCUUUACAGCAGGUUCUGAUUAUUUAAAGGGUAAAUAAGAAUGCCGUGAGUAAUCACUGACUGAAAACUGUGCAGGAUGGGUAAUAUGCCCCAUAAUAAAUAUCCAAAUCUGUUGUCUUAUUAUCAUCUGAAUAUGGUUUUAGAUUCAUGGUAGUGGUACAAGGAGCAAUAUAAAAUCAUGCUGGACUAAUUAAUACAGUGGGGCAGAUUCAGGGAUUCCAUUCAUGUCACAGCACAGAAAUCAAAAUAUUAUUAAACUCCAUCAUGAAAGGUGACUAAAAUAUUGUAGUGUGUUAAGAGUUGGCAUUGCUCCUUUCUCAGUUACACCUGUGCUGUUCCAUUCGUUCUGUGCAGUGCAGUGGAGUUUGGGCUGUUGGAUAUUAAACCAGGCUUAGGCUUGUGUCUAAGCUGGGCUGAGAGCAGGGUGAGAGAGGCAAGGUGGGAUGCACAGGAGACCCAAGGGAUGUGAUUUUUCAAGGCCACAACUUCAUUAACUGGACUCAUAUGGGAGUCAUUGAGCUCAAACUUGUACAGUGCAGGUCAGGAUCUCUCUCUUAAUUGUUACCACCUGGUGCAAAGUUAAUGUUGGCUCCCUAAACCCCUUCCUGCCCCUGACAGCCAGUCCUCAGCUUUCUGCUGGGAGCUGACCACUCUCAGCUCACACCAAGAUUACGGAUUUGGGAAGAGUGGUUAUUCCACUGUAGCAACAGGGGUGAGAAAAUCUCAUCCCCAGCUUCAGCCACCCUCUGUCCUGCUACAGCUCCACAGAUGGAGUACCUCCAAACAUUCUGCUUCUCAUUUGAGAUUCAAGUUGCUACAGCUCAUCUUCUGUCCUGUCCCACCGGGACAGUGAUCUGACACAGGGAAGGGCCAGACAAGAAAAAUUCUGUUUGCAUGAGUCUCCUCAUCAAAAACCCAUUGGACUCUCCGUAAGAGUGAAAAGUUCAGGACUACAAUAAUCUGCCUUUAGAGCGUGGGAGCUGCUAGGGAGUGAGGAAGGACUCUGGCCAAACCACCAGCAUUCAUUGUUCUGUAGGACUCACAUCCUGCCCUGUUCUGGCUCACCCCACCUGUACAGGCAGAGGCAAUCCUGAACAGAACCACUGCAGAGGCAAUCCUGAACAGAACCCGUUGUAGAGGCAAUCCUGAACAGAACCACUGCUCUCUGUCCUGUCCAAACUGACUCUUCACCUUCAGUGUGGCUGGGCUUGAACUUUCAUUUACAUUCAUCUGUCCUCUUCACCUUAGCCUGAGGGCAUUAAAUGAACAAGAGAAGAUAAUUUAUACAAUUACAAAAAGACUGUACAUAGAAAGGCUACAGAACUGGCUGAAUAACACAUAAAAUAAAAGCCAAGAAAUAACCAAUAAAAUUAGCACACUAAAAUGUUGAUAUUUAGGCACGGGCACUUCACAUAUUAUAGGAACUCUUGUUUCUCUUCUUGUUGCUUAGGAGAUAACAUUCAUAAUCCAAAAGGAUGUAUUAUGCUUUGGUUUACAUCCUCUAAAUCUCCACUGGUUUUACAGAGCUUGUCCAUGAUGAACAAGAAUUUGGUCACAAAAGUUGUUCUCCUCCCCCUCCCUAUCGUCAAAUACUUGCUUUCAUGCCAACACAUCUUGGUCUGAUUAGUCCCCUUGAUUACAGGCUAAAGCAAAAAGUCAGGUGUAUAAGAUUCCCAUUAUCCUUUAUUCCACUGCUUCUAAGAACAGGUCAGAUAGAGUUAUUUCAGUGAAAAUGUGAACAAUCAACUUCUGUUUACCAUUAACCUUCAGUUUUCUUUUCUUAAAAUCAAAUCAGGGCUUGGUAGGCAGUUAUUUUCAUACAUGUCCCUUGAUCAGUGGAACAAUCUGUCAAAAGCCAUUAAAGCCUCUAUUAGGUUGAAUUGCAUUCAAAGUUAAGCUCUCCGAUCAUUUGAAGGACUGUGAUGAUUGCUUUUAAUAUAGUAUACAUUGAUUUCUCUCUUGGAAUAGCAGCAUAACUUUGAAACUAAGCAGGUAUGACUUGAGCAUUUUGCUCUCCAGUAUGUUUUGAGAAGCUUUGUUUCUUGUGGAAGAUUAGUGUCUACAUUAAAAAAAGGAGAAAACAAAUGCAGUGAAAUCACCUCUUCAUUGUCACGAGUUUUAGCUUUUCCUAGUUCAUUGCAACCUUCAAGGUGUAACAUAUGAAAUACGAAGAAAUUUUCCAGGGCCCCUUUCCUCAACAGCUUCACUGAUUUAUCUAAUUGUACUGUUAUUGUAAAAGUGGCUCUUUAUCUUAAAAUAUUGGGAUACUUUACACAGAGAAACUGAGGCAGAGGUCAAAAGUGCAGCUGGGAUCUGAGUGGCAGCACUGGCACGAGUGUUAUGUAACCCUCUGUCGCUGGCAUAUCUCUAUCACUUCCAGAAAUCAGCUCAGUUUACAGAGUAAAGAUGCUCUCAUAGAAUUUGUUGUCCUCCAAAGUUAUAUCUGAAAGUUGAGCUGGAAUCUGUCCUACUCAUGUCAUAUUUAGCACAAUAUUUAAUUGCAUAACAUACAAUAAUAUAUCUCAUAUAAUAAAGACCUUUCAGUCUUCCUAAAGUUUGAUAAAGCUUUCCAGUGAAUCUUUUAGUUACAUUCCAAGUCCCUGAGCUCUCAAUGGCAAAGACAUAUUGUAUUGGAAUUAAAUGAUUCCAUGGAGAAUAUGCAGUGUAUAAUAUGAUACAAUCUAAUACUAUCCCCACUCUUCUACAUCUAUUUUAAGUAUUUCCACUGCAUGCCUCACAAGGUGGUACAGCUGCUGUAUUAGGAAACUCUUAAGAAAAUACCCUGUUGGUAUUUGUGCUGUUUUUACCAAGGUGAAGGUGAGCUGCUGAAGCAAACUGGAAUGCUGGUUAAGCACCUGUUAGCACUUAAGGUACUUAUUUGGUAGUCUGGUAGUACUUUACUGAGAGCACUGUGUUACUAGCUAUUUUGAUGAACAUCCUAAUAAAUUAUUAUCCAACAUCAAAGAAUUCCACAAUUCUUUUAUUGCUGUUCUUUGUCUUCUAUUGACUGAUGCCCCUUCUUUCCCUUUUGUCCCAGUAUUAACAGUAAUGUUAUUAACAAGUUUUGUUCUUUGUUAGGCUGAUGUGACCUUUAAGUGAGAAAAGUUUAGAAUUAUGUAUCAGAUAUUUCCUGAAGUACAUUUCUUUUCAAACCAACUUACUAGGUUAUUUUGACUACUUUUCCAUUUGGUACUGCUACUUUUUAUUAAGACCUGUUUAUAGAACUCUGCAAGAUAUACAGUGAUACAUA